CCGUGCGCUUUGGCAACAGCAUCAGUUCCCAUUUCAGCUUCACAACGCUUAGAGCAACCAAACAUUUGGAUUAUUCAUACACAACAGCAAGAAAGGAUCAAAAUCAGCAAUCUCCACAAAAUGGCAUUCAAAUUCAUUGUACUCUCAGCAAUCUUGGCCGUCGCCAGCGCCGGUGUAUUGCACCAUCCCGUCAGCUAUGCUCAUGUCGUCAAUCCCGCUGUGGAUGCUGUCGCCGCGACACACCAGAACGUUGUACGCUCCUUCGGCGGUACUGUCUCCCAGUACUCGAAGAACAUCGAGACCCCUUACUCCAGCGUACACAAAUCGGACACACGCAUCAGCAACAACGUCUACACACCAGCCGUCGUUAAGACUGUCACCUAUGCUGCACCUGCCGUGACCAAGACCUAUGUGAGUGCACCCUCGCAAACCGUUUAUGAACAUCACGAGGCCGCACCUGCCGUCUAUGAGCACGCUGAACACGCACCAACCGCUGCGGUGUACACCCAUGCCGCACCAGCUGUUGCCAAAACUGUGACUUAUGCCGCUCCAGCUGUAACCAAGACCGUCAGCUAUGCUGCGCCAGCUCCAGUUUACCACCAUGAGGCUCCUGUGGUCAAGGCAGUCAGCUAUGCCGCGCCAGCUCCAGUUUACCACCAUGAAGCUGCUCCAGUGGCCACCACCACCUACAAUCAUGGACCAGCUGCCACCACUUACACCCACAACUCACCCUCUGUUGCCGCUUAUGGUUCCAGCCAAACUGUGCAGUACUCACCCGCCGAGAUGGUCUCACACAUGAGCUUCGAUGGUUUCGGCACACACUGGGGCUUCUAAGUUGACUUUUGUUGUUGCAUAAGACUGUACAGCGUUUGUCGAUGAAAGCGGAACUGUUCGAGGAGUUUGAAAUUAUUAUUUUUUAAUAUUUUAUUUUUUUGUUGUUAUUUUGUGUUUGUUGUACUCACACAUUUAUUAUUGUCAUUCACAUUGUGUUUCUAUAUGCAUGAUAAAUAUUAUAUGAUCACUAUUUAAUCACU
Messenger RNA from Zeugodacus cucurbitae (melon fly), 1034 nucleotides. RefSeq names its product pupal cuticle protein G1A. Lineage: Eukaryota; Metazoa; Arthropoda; Insecta; Diptera; Tephritidae. The record is from RefSeq and is a predicted model, not a curated record. The transcript has a single exon. The coding region runs from base 121 to 834 and encodes 237 amino acids.